AUGGUACUGAGCGCCCUAUUCUCGAGAUACCCUAGAACCUUGGGAGACCAUCUAGGUGUAGUUGUUGGAGAAAUCCUCCCAGCUGGUCUCUCGCUUCAAACAGGGCAGGAGAUCAGUCCUAACGAGUUCGAGUUCGAUCCUGAUUAUCAUUCCUACAUCAGAACCCAGGAAAACAUCGGACUUGUCGUCAGCAAGAUUAAUGGGAACAUGCCCUCCUUUCAUCGCCUCAUCGGAUCACACAUUGACAAAGUCAUCAGGAGGCUUCCUAUAGACGGCAACGUUCUGGAUCGAAUUUUCUUCUACAGAGAGUAUGUGAGGGGCAUCAACACAACUAGCAAACGUGAGAGAACGUCCGGAAUCUUGGAGAACAUCAUGGCCUUCAAUCAAGACUACCUAAGGUGCAAAGACGACAACGACGACGAUGAAGACAACGAUUAUGAUGAUGAUGACAACGAAGAUCACUCUAUGAACUCCUACUCCAAUCAUCUUGCCGAGAGUGAAACCUCGGAUCAGUUGUCCGAGGAGAGAUGCCUGACCUUCUCGCAGUUCGAAGCCAAUAAUGAGACUUUAAGUCUAUUCGAUUGCCUAAUGAAUGGACCUGGCUACUUGGCUCACGGCGAUACUGCAAAGCUUCUGUCUUACUGCAAGGUAUAUCUUGAGAGUCUACCGAACACAGGACUGUACUGA
Molecule: messenger RNA, 687 nt
Organism: Fusarium graminearum PH-1
Lineage: Eukaryota; Fungi; Ascomycota; Sordariomycetes; Hypocreales; Nectriaceae
Exons: 2
Coding region: 1-687 (228 amino acids)
Source: RefSeq, a predicted model, not a curated record